AUGUAAGGAUUUUUGGACAUCUCAGGAAUUCAGUCUAAUGAAAAGACUAUGUUACUUGAUAUUUCAGCAAUACCUUUAAAGGAGGAUCAUCUGGAUGAUGAACUCAUUCAUUAAUAGUUAAUGAUUUUGUAAUCAUAAGAAGCUAUCAGAGAAAAAGACAAUGAUGAAGAUGUAGUAAAGCAUGCCAGAUAACUGAAAAAAAAAGUGAUUAACUCAUUAGAAAAUUAUUCGAAAAUGCUAACUAGCAAAGAUAAUUCUAUAAAGAAAGUUAUUAAAAAUGAUUUACAAAUAAUCAAUGAAGAAUAUUAGGAAUUAUUAUAAAUUGUUGAUGAAGUUGAAUCAAUAUCAAAUGAAGUUCAGAUGAUAAUUAAAUUGGUAGGAGAGUUUUUAGAGAAAAUGAGUUUUAAAUAGAAUGAAAAAAGAGACAUAUAAUAUUCAAAAACAAUGUCAGAAAAAUUAUAAAGGGGUCCCAUAAGAGCGAAUACUUUCUAAGGUCAUUCUUAUGAUUGCUAUCAAAAAUAAAGAUUAUUUCCAUCAUAAUAAUUAUAACAAUAAUAACAAUUAAGCAAUAACUCUUGUGAAUCGGAUGAAAGCACUAUAGCUAGUAAUAAAACAUUAAGUGCUUUAAAUAAUAAGAUCUCUUCUUUGAUUUAAUAAUUAUCAUAAAAUGAUCAGUAUUAGAGAAUAACUCAUUACGCUUAAGAAAUCUUGAAUAGUUCUGAUAAUAUGGAAACCUUUAAAUUACUACGAUAGCUCUCCAAAUAAUUUGAAGAUCCAGAAGUUAAGAAAUUAGUUAAAGCUUGUUAUCUAAGAUCUCUAGUUUAAGAAUAAUCUUAGAAUAAUACUUCGAAAAGAGAAUUCUAUGAUUUAGUAAUCAAAAUCAAAAGCCAAGUACCCGAAAACAAUAAAAUACAUUCAAUGAUGAUAAGCUCAUUGUAUGAUGACAUAAUAAAAAAAGGAGUGCCAAAUACAGAGUGGGAAAACUAUAUGAAAUAAUUAUGCAAUUGA
Messenger RNA from Paramecium tetraurelia, 1008 nucleotides. RefSeq lists its product as uncharacterized. The record is from RefSeq and is a predicted model, not a curated record. The transcript has a single exon. NCBI's taxonomy places the organism in Eukaryota, Ciliophora, Oligohymenophorea, Peniculida, Parameciidae.